UCUACAGCCACACCCAUUGGAGCUCCACCUGUCAGCGCAGCCUCAGUUGCAUCACUUCUACUUUAUUUAAGAACAGACAAACUCAUUUGUGUUCAGAUUUAUAUCUUGGUAGAUGAAGCAUUUAUUCUUGGUCAAAGGAAAUACAUAUCGAAACUGACACGCAGCCAUGCAUGUGGACAGAAGUAGCUGGUCCUGGACCAUUGUUGUCCUGCUCCUGGUGUCUCUGCAGGAAAACAUCAUGGUGGUGACCCAGAGUGAGCAGGUGGAAGAAGUCCGAUUGGUGGGCGGAAGUCACAGGUGUGAGGGCAGGCUGGAGGUGCAAUACAAUGGCAGGUGGGGCACAGUGUGUGACGACAAAUGGGACAUGGUGGACGCGGAUGUGGUGUGUCGACAGCUGGGCUGCGGAUCUUCAGAGUGGUUAAACUCCAGGUUUGGUCCAGGCACAGGGCCGAUCCUGCUGGACGAUGUGGGAUGUACAGGAAAUGAAACAAGCAUCAGUGAAUGUCCGAAUCUGGGCUGGAAUGUCCACAACUGCAGCCAUUAUGAAGAUGUGUCUCUCACCUGCAAAGAAGAAGAUACGACUGAAGAUAAUGGGGCUUUGAACUCACCACAUUAUGAGAAGUUAGACUCAGGAGAUGGAGGAGUACGUCUGGUAAAUGGAAAUAAUCCAUGUGAAGGUCGUUUAGAGGUCUUCUACCAGGGAAAUUGGGGAACAGUGUGUGACGAUGAUUGGGAUCUUCGUGAUGCCAACGUGGUGUGCAGGCAGAUUGGCUGUGGACAUGGCGUGGCUCUGCACUAUAGUUCAGUCUUUGACCACGGCACCGACCUGAUUCUCCUGGACAAUGUCAACUGUCAUGGGUCGGAGUCCAACCUGACUGAAUGCAGUAGCAUGGGCUGGCUUAGACACAACUGUGGACAUCACGAGGACGUCGGUCUCACCUGCAGUGGCACAUCAGGGAAUAGGCUCAUCGUAUCUCUCAUUGAGGACCUACUCCACUCUCUGGAGACACAGACAGGAGCCCCUAAUCCCAGCAUAUACCUGGCUUUAAGGCUCUCUGCUCACCACAACCUGUCCAUGGAAAGGGCCUAUCUCGAGAGGCUGUUGAAUGAGAUGCCCGGUCAAUUGCAAAACUCCACCAGGCCCGUGACUGGCCUUUUGGCCCUGUUCAUUCUGUCUCUAAGGGCCUCCUGCCAUGAUCUAGAUAUAGUUCUUCCCCACAUCAAUGGAGGGACAGCAUCACUGCUGACACAUAUGGAGAGGCAGAUGCAUCUGGAAACAAUGAAAAUUCAUGACGACAAUGUCCCCUUGUCCAACUUUUACCAGUAUUCUCUGGGAGUGAUUGCUCUUUGCACAGCUGACAUCCAGGUCGACAGAGACUUUACUGAAGCACUCAUCAAUGCAGUGGAGCAACAGCAAUUCACACAUGGAGAUUAUGUGAGCAUUGAUACAUAUGCUUUGGCUGGUAUUGCCCUCCAGUGUGUGGAGGACAGUUUAUUUCCUGUAUACAAUGGUACCAAACUGGACACAGCCCUUAGCAAGAUCAAGGGAACAAUUUUGGACUCACAAAGACCUGACGGCCAUUUGGGCAAUGAGUUCAGCACUGGAAAUGCAGUUCAGGCUUUAAUAGCAAUGGGCAGUUCUGCUGUGGAGUUUAUCGGAGCAAAUAGGGCCAUAUGGAGCGCAGUUAGAGGAAACGUCUACCACAACCCGAUGGGCAUAUCUCAGAUUCUGCCAGCUCUCCAGGGGACAUCCUACCUGACAAUCAAAACAAUGACAUGUCUCAACGAGGAUGAUUCUGUGGUGGUGGAGCCCUUAGAACCUGUUGUGGUUUUACCAAAUGAGAAUACAGUGGGUGUGGCAGUAGAAGUGGUGAUGUCUAAUGGAAGUGGGCAUCACUAUCUGGUUGAUGUGCCGUUGAACAGCACUUUGCUUCACACGCUUGAACUCCUCCAGGAGGCAAAUGUUGGCUUCACGUUUGGCACGACACCCUCCCUGUGGGGACCGUAUCUCAGUGUUGUGAAUGGAGUGGAAGCACUGUCAAGUGAACGCCAAUACUGGCACCUCUCAUCUAAUGGUGUUUCAUUGACAGAGGGUAUUGGUGAUUACAAGAUCGAGUAUGGACAAACUAUCACCAUCGCAAUGUCAUCCUACUGAUCAAAAAAUGAAAAACAAAAAGAGGAAAAUUUCAGAAUCAGAAAAUGUUCUUGUCAGAAAUCAAAAGUGGAUUCUUCUUGGGGUUUUGUUUUCUUUAUAUUAUUUUGUCUAUCAUUUUAUCUCUAUCUGUCUUUGAUUUGUGAAUCAGUAAAUAAAUUUUGCAGCAUCAUAAA
Messenger RNA from Cynoglossus semilaevis (tongue sole), 2328 nucleotides. RefSeq names its product transcobalamin-2-like. Gene Ontology annotation, biological process: cobalamin transport. Gene Ontology annotation, molecular function: cobalamin binding. The coding region runs from base 167 to 2155 and encodes 662 amino acids. Lineage: Eukaryota; Metazoa; Chordata; Actinopteri; Pleuronectiformes; Cynoglossidae. The transcript has 13 exons. Gene Ontology annotation, cellular component: membrane. The record is from RefSeq and is a predicted model, not a curated record.